This is a messenger RNA of Durotheca rogersii, 2493 nucleotides long. RefSeq names its product vacuolar protein sorting-associated protein Vps17. The transcript has 3 exons. Gene Ontology annotation, biological process: intracellular protein transport; retrograde transport, endosome to Golgi. NCBI's taxonomy places the organism in Eukaryota, Fungi, Ascomycota, Sordariomycetes, Xylariales, Xylariaceae. The record is from RefSeq and is a predicted model, not a curated record. Gene Ontology annotation, cellular component: retromer, tubulation complex; retromer complex; endosome. Gene Ontology annotation, molecular function: phosphatidylinositol-3-phosphate binding. The coding region runs from base 1 to 1854 and encodes 617 amino acids.
AUGGACUACCGCUCGCCGAUAGCUGAUGACGACCACCCGGCCGCUGUAUCCCCUUGGGGAUCCUCGCCGCCCGCCUCGCCGCGCCGCAACGAAUCCACCAUCCAUUCCUUAGGCAGUGGCCACCCCCCAUCGUCGCCGUACCAGUAUGCCACCCAAGACUCCAGCAACGGAUUCGCCCACGAAGACCAGGGUAUUAAUGCGUUCCGACGGCCCGGCACCGCCAGCAGCACUACUUCUACGCCCGCCUACGACCCUUCGCCCCAAUCGGAACCCUCGCAGCAGUCCAGCCACGGAAGCGAAGCAGAUCAACAGCACCACCACCACCAGCAAGGCUCGCCGCAACAACAUCCGCCGCACGGCAGACCUCCCGGCGAGGGGUCGGCGGCAGAACCGGAUCUACAACCGCGACGGCCUGCCGGCCCUAUAUUUAAAUUACAAGCCAAAAUCACGGGGCUGGAGCGAACUGCCCGCAAGGAUCCCAUAUUAAGAUUCGAUGUGCAUACGAAUAUACCCAACUUCCGAACUACGCAGUUCCGCGAUGUCCGCCGUUUACAUUCCGAAUUCGUCAAACUCGCCGAGCACCUCAUAUCCGCCAACCCCGAUGCCAUAGUCCCGGCGGUGCCGCCUUCGGUGACGUCCGCUGGUGCCGGGACCGACGAAGACGAGACGAGGGUCAAGGCGCUGAUGCAAAGAUGGUUCAACUACGUGUGCAGCAACGAGGUCCUCAUGCGGGACGAUGAGAUGGUCUUGUUUGUGGAGAGCGAUUUCGGGUACAGCCCGAUGGUGAAGAAGAAGCAGCCGGCGACGGGCGUGCGGAGGAAGCUGCUGAAGCAAUUCGCCCCGCCGCCCGACGAUACGCCCGAGCUAUCCGAGGCGCGGCCCAUAGUGAAGCUCUUCUACCUAGGCUCUAUGGACGCGGGGCAUAAAGUCGACCGGCUGGUCAAAUCCCGCAGAGGACUCGGGCUAGCCGAAUCCGACUUUGGCGUCAAGCUGGGCUCGAUGCACGUCCAGGAGCCGCACCAGGGGCUCGCGAACGCGUACCGGAAGCUCGGCAAGAUCGUGCAGACGGUGGGCGACUACCACGCGGCGCAGGCGACGGCCGAGGCGACGACGCUCAGCGACCCGUUCCAGUACCAUUCGCAGGACGCCUUCAUCGUCAAGGAGACGCUGACGAACCGGCAGCUGCUGAUCCGCGAGUUCCUGCAGGCGCAGGAGGGCACGCGCAGCAGGCGCAACGCCGCCGACCGGCUUAAGUCGGCCUCGAGCGUGCGGCCGGAAAAGGUCGACGAGGCGCUCGCCGCCCUGCAGGAGGCCGCCGCCGCCGAGACCGAGCUGAUGCAGAAGACGACCCGCGUGUCCCAGAACCUCGUCCAGGAGCGCCGCAGGUGGUUCGCCCGCACCGCCGCCGACCUGCGCCUCAGCAUCCGCGAGUUCGUCACGCGCGAGAUCGAGGCCGAGCGCCGCGCCCUCGCCCUGCUCGAGAGCGCCCGGCCCGACAUCCGCGCCAUCGACGCCUCGGGCGGCCUCAGCCGCCUCGGCCGCGAGGCCCACCCGACCGUGCGCCGCCCCAGCCUCGCCACCAGCCAGGGCCCCAAGGGCGACGCCUGGAGCGGCGUCCCGCGCCGCACCGACCGGAGCAGCAUGUCGGGGAGCUUCAUAUCGAGCGGCGGGGCUACGGCCGCUGCCACCACCCCCGACGACGACGACGGCGACAACGGCAGCCAGCGCCCCGGGUCCCGGCCGCUCAGUGGCAGCGGGUCAGCCGGGGGGCUCCCCGGCGUCGCCGAGGAGGACGACGAGGACCGCGUGGACGCCCGGAACGCUGCGAGCCGGCUGGCGACGAGCACGUUCUGAGGACGUUUGCCAGACGAGAGCGUCAGCCAACCAGCUGAUUAGGGGAAGCGCGGGGUCAUACAAAUAGCAAAGAAUAGGGGUUGAUUUUUUUUUCUCUUUCUCGCCGCGACGAGAACAAUAAAAAAUUUGCAGCUUGUUGUAUACCUAGCGUUAUCUAUACGUGGAGUGUCUGUGUUUCACGGGUCGAAUUCCAGUUCCCCUCUCUACCAAAGCGGGACCGUCCUUCGAGCAGAGGACCCGCCCUGGGAUGUAGGUCUAGAGUCGUUGUGCUCAACUCGGAAAAAAAAAAAAACUUGGUAACCGCAUCGGCCUGACGACAAGUAGGUGGUAAGCCCGCGGCGCCUGGCCGCAUUUUCUGUUGCAUACGCACUUGGCUCAGUCAUGCCGGUUUAAAGUCGAUUAGCAUCUUUGGUAUCUGUCACGAGUCCCAAUAACAGAUCACGGGGUUGAUCUAGGGGGAAAACGCUCGUCAGCUAAUCGGGAGGUAGGUAUGGAGGGCGCAAUAGCAGAGUAGCUCCCAUAUCUGAGAGGACGCUACUAUGCGGAUGCUGUAAGAAGGUGAGGCAGAGAUAAGUAGGUACCUAACCUGGUGGCUAGGGUGUUGUUGUUUCUACCUACCUACUUUCUAGAAGAGGCAAC